GCUCCGCGGCCCAGCCUGGCGCUCGAGGAUUGCCAGGGCCGCCCUGUGCCCUCUGGCUCGGCGGUGGUGGGCGAGGGCUCAGGGAUCGGAGAAGUAGCGUCUUCCCGGGGGUGCCGAAUUGGCGGGGCUGGGGGACGCUUUUUUUCACCGCCGCCCGCCGAGACUACGGCUGCCCGAGACUGCCGCCCUCCGACAGCGCCCAAGCCUCCGGCCGCUGCGGCCAGUGGGCCAGGGUUCGGCGAGCCUUCCCUGCCGGCGCCGGCCGGCUGCUGAGGCGCUGGGAGGAGCUGCGGAGGGCGGGGACUGGUGUCGGAGAAGGGGCGGGGUGGGAACGCCGGAGAGAACCCGGUGGCUGCACAGACAAAAAAGCCCCGAAUGGCUGGAGGGCGUUCAGCUGUUAACAGCCUUUUGGGGCAGAGCACGGAUUUGACAGCUCCACAACGUGAGGAUAUCCACUGACCCCGCGAGACGGAGGAGAACGCUUCCCCGAAAUUCUCUGCCCACCAAAGCCAGCGCUGCAAGGUUGCAACUUUCAAACUUUGUUUUUCCAGAAAGAAGACUGCCCUUUCGUGUACAAGGAGAGGGUGAGAGGGUGACCUAGCUUGUAGAUCGGCUGAAGGCACCAGUGGUUCCAAAUGUCACCCAGAUGUGUGUUUUCAUGACGAUUUGAUUUCUCUGAUUUUAUUUUUACAUUUUUCAUUUUAAAAAUACAAAGCAAUUUUUUUGGGGCAUGCUGAAAGGUAACUGAAGACCGCAAAGGAAAAACUAUUGUCAUGGCUGAAGGAGAGAAUGAAGUGAGAUGGGAUGGACUCUGCAGCAGAGAUUCAACUACUAGGGAGACAGCAUUGGAAAACAUUAGGCAAACCAUUUUGAGGAAAACCGAGUAUCUUCGUUCGGUGAAAGAAACACCUCAUCGUCCAUCAGACGGGCUUUCAAAUACCGAGUCUUCGGAUGGGUUGAAUAAGCUACUUGCUCAUCUGCUUAUGCUUUCUAAGAGGUGUCCCUUCAAAGAUGUGAGAGAGAAAAGUGAGUUUAUUCUGAAGAGCAUCCAGGAACUUGGCAUUAGAAUUCCUCGACCACUAGGACAGGGACCAAGCAGAUUCAUCCCAGAAAAGGAGAUCCUCCAAGUGGGGAGUGAAGACGCACAGAUGCAUGCUUUAUUUGCAGAUUCUUUUGCUGCUUUGGGCCGUUUGGAUAACAUUACGUUAGUGAUGGUUUUCCACCCACAAUAUUUAGAAAGUUUCUUAAAAACUCAGCACUAUCUACUGCAAAUGGAUGGGCCGUUACCCCUACAUUAUCGUCACUACAUUGGAAUAAUGGCUGCGGCAAGACAUCAGUGCUCCUACUUAGUGAACCUGCAUGUAAAUGAUUUCCUUCAUGUUGGUGGGGACCCCAAGUGGCUCAAUGGUUUAGAGAAUGCUCCUCAAAAACUACAGAAUUUAGGAGAACUUAACAAAGUGUUAGCCCAUAGACCUUGGCUUAUUACCAAAGAACACAUUGAGGGACUUUUAAAAGCUGAAGAGCACAGCUGGUCCCUUGCGGAAUUGGUACAUGCAGUAGUUUUACUCACACACUAUCAUUCUCUUGCCUCAUUCACAUUCGGCUGUGGAAUCAGUCCAGAAAUUCAUUGUGAUGGUGGCCACACAUUCAGACCUCCUUCUGUUAGCAACUACUGCAUCUGUGACAUUACAAAUGGCAAUCACAGUGUGGAUGAGAUGCCGGUCAACUCAGCAGAAAAUGUUUCUGUAAGUGAUUCUUUCUUUGAGGUUGAAGCCCUCAUGGAAAAGAUGAGGCAGUUACAGGAAUGUCGAGAUGAAGAAGAGGCAAGUCAGGAAGAGAUGGCUUCACGUUUUGAAAUAGAAAAAAGAGAGAGUAUGUUUGUCUUCUCUUCAGAUGAUGAAGAAGUUACACCAGCAAGAGCUGUAUCUCGUCAUUUUGAGGAUACUAGUUAUGGCUAUAAAGAUUUCUCUAGACAUGGGAUGCAUGUUCCAACAUUUCGUGUCCAGGACUAUUGCUGGGAAGAUCAUGGUUAUUCUUUGGUAAAUCGCCUUUAUCCAGAUGUGGGACAGUUGAUUGAUGAAAAAUUUCACAUUGCUUACAAUCUUACUUAUAAUACAAUGGCAAUGCACAAAGAUGUUGAUACCUCAAUGCUUAGACGGGCAAUUUGGAACUAUAUUCACUGCAUGUUUGGAAUAAGAUAUGAUGAUUAUGACUAUGGUGAAAUUAACCAGCUAUUGGAUCGUAGCUUUAAAGUUUAUAUCAAAACUGUUGUUUGCACUCCUGAAAAGGUUACCAAAAGAAUGUAUGAUAGCUUCUGGAGGCAGUUCAAGCACUCUGAGAAGGUUCAUGUUAAUCUGCUUCUUAUAGAAGCUAGGAUGCAAGCAGAACUCCUUUAUGCUCUGAGAGCCAUUACCCGCUAUAUGACCUGAUGCCUUUCCUUCAUUAAAGAUGAUUCUGGAAUGAUCAGCAGAUAUAGUCUACAAGGGGGAAGGUACUAAGCCCCAGGACCAAUGGUAGACAAAAUAAUUCAGAAAUCCAUUGUGCCAUGAUUCCUUUAGUUUCUGCUAUUUUUCUGUGGAAAACCACUGCUGGCACAAGCAGUGACUGUUUGGCAGCUUCAAGUUUAGAGCUGUGAAGACAGGCUGCCAUUCACAGUAUUUUGCUUUUUGACAGUACAAGAUGCUGUGUAACUGUUUUAAUACAGCAAAUAGUAACUCUCCAAAUCCUGUUGCUUUUAUGUUAAAUAAGAUAACAAGAAUUGGAGCAUGCAAAGAAUGGGACUUGGAUAAUGACUUAAGCUUUAUAUGUAAAGAAUUUUAGAAGAUCUUGGUGCUGCUAUUCCUGCUGGAGGAAUGAAUAGAUGGCUGUUUCAGUUAAGCUAUUAGUAAUAAAAGUGAACAUUGCUACUAUCUGAGCCUACAUACAUAACUUGUGUGAUUUCAAAUUAAACUUGCAUUAUGUGUUAAUUUUCUUGCAUCUAAAAAAGCAUAGAAUUCCUACUCACACAGCUCAGCAACAACCAUUUUGAUGGUAACAGUUAAUUUCUUUCAUUAGUUUUUUAAAUUCAGGGUUCUGGAUAUUAAAUUAAAAUGGCAUUCUUAAAGAUUUUCUUCAAAAAGCAAUCCUAAAUGAAAGUGUGUAAAUUAUAAGAAGCUGGCGAUCUUUUGAUAUGCUGUUUCACAGGAUCCUGACACUGGAGGGCAGCUGUCUUGUGCAUUACUUGUGUUUCCAGCACCAAAGUUGUGGGACAUGUUGCUGUAGACUGCUGCGCAGUCCUGGGUGCAUUCAGUCUCUCUGCCUCUGCCUGCCUCCUGGUCCCCACUUUAAAGGCUGUGCAGCUCCUUAAAUAAUAAAGCUGGAAAAUAUUUUUAGUCGGGUUAUCAAAUUUGAUUUACAAAAACGCUAACUUUGUUUGAAAUGCAAACAGGUUUGAAAAUAUGUAUUAAGUACUUUGUAUUCUGGAAGCGUGAAUUGCUUUUGAAGUCUGUCAGUAUUACUGGUAUUUUUAAAUAAAGAAGAAUUUUUCUCCAAUUUUAUUUGCUGUCUCAAUCUCUUAAAAAAUCAUGACUUCACUAUUAGUAAUAAUUUUGAGUUUCUAUCUACUUUCAUAAGCCAAGUACAUUCACACUUAAAUGGCAAAACAACACUUGAAGCCAUUUUGAAACAUACAAAGAGGAGUGGACUUUCUUUAGAAUCUUAUCUGAGACCAUUUUUAUCUUGGAAAUGACUGGUAUGGCCCUAUGCCUGCUCUCUUUUCAACUGUUUUAGAGUUCCAAUAGAAUUUUAAGAAUUACUAAAAAGAAGGAUUCAUUAGGGAGAGACUACAGAACAAAAAAUGACACUCAUCAGACAAGUAGAAAUAGCUCUAAGUUUAACUGAAGCUGUUGUGAUGAUAACUCUGUUAGUUACUCCUCAAAACAUUUAUUGAGCUCAAUCUAGUGCCUGCCUACAAAUGUAUGGGGUAGUGUGGAAGUAGGGGUUGGGAAGGAUCAAUUUUGAACAGAGGUGGUACCUGUCCUCAAGGAUAUUUACUCUCAUGAGAAGACAAGACUAUAACCUUAGCUAGGAAUAGAGUAUUAUUAUCUUCAAUAUGUUUUAUAUUUAAAGAAACUUACUUAUAAGUGCAUUACUCAUUGAAUAUGCAUCAUGCCUUUGUCCUCUUCUGCCUGCUGCUGAGUUCUCUCACCAGAGCAAUACAAUUGAACCCAAGAAGAUAGUUAAAAUUUUACUUAUCCCAUUUCUGCUCUUUGUUCCUCCUCUUGAAAAUACAAAAUUUCUAGUAGAGAUUCUAAUCAGCAGUAGAGUGAUCACAAAACAAGAUCAACUAGAAUGCAUUUAGUCCACUGGAACUUAUAAUCACUUAGAAAUUGAAAUCAAAAUUUUAAUGAGUUAAAAAAUAUGUUUAUACCUAAAGUAAUAAAAGUGCAUGUGAUACAAAGUUAAUGUUUCAAUGCCUUCCAUUUAGCAGGUGCUUCCUGUUGGAGUGUUUUCUCAAAACUAAACACACAGGAUUUCUAAUGUUACUAUAUAAUCUUUGAAACCAGUAGUUUCCAAAAUAAUUAGGGAAGGUACAUUACACUGGGGAUAUCAAAACCUUCCCCAACCAGAGGAAAAUUUUCUUCUAAAAUAAUCAUGAGAAGAUUUCUGGUUGAGGGUCCCAGGAUUCAAGAGUUAAAAUCUUGAGUUGUUUUGGCCGUAUUUGGGAAAAUUUUUUAUUAGGCCAAACUUUAUCAUCUCUAAGAAUGAGAUUGAUUUUGAUACAGACCACCAGGAGAUAAGUAGAUAAGUAAAACUUGUUGGAUAAGCACUUUUUAUCAAUAUACUCUGAAAUUUUAUUAGCAUAUUCAUAUAUGUGAAUAUCAUACAUGAAUCAGAAAUGUUACUAGCAUAUUUGUAUAUGUGAAUAUCAUAUAUGAAUCAUCAUACUAGUUUUUUGCUAACACUGGUAGAUGGGAGUAAUGUCAGCAAGAUGAUGGACUUGGGAACUCCACGUCCUCAUUCUCCCAGAGACGCUGAGUUAACAAUAUAUGGGCCAGAAUAUCUUUGUGAGAACUCUAGAAACCAAUUGGGAAACUGCAGCAUUUAGGCAAAUGCAAAGCCAGGAAAAGGCCGCACCAAAAGGCUAGGAAAGUUUGUGGAUUUUGCUCACCCUAGCUCUUCCCCAGCAGAGGAUGGUGUGAUCAAGAGGAAGCAUAAAUUCAGCAAAGUUGUAGGAUACAAAGUCAGCACACAAAAAUCAGUUGUAUUUCUAUACACUAACAAUGAAUGAUCCAAAAAAAUUUAACAAUUCCAUUUACAAUAGGAUCAAAAAGAAUAAAAUACUUAGGAAUAAACCUAACCAAGGGGAUAUGUGAUGGCUGAAUGUUUGUGUCUUCCCCUACAUUUGUAUGUUGAUGUAUGUUGUAUGCUGAAAUGUAAUCCUCAAUGUGGUGAUAUUAAAAAAGUAGGCCUUUGGGAGGUGAUAAGAUCAAGAGGGCUCUGCUCUCAUGAAUGGGAUUAGUGCCCUUUAAUAGAGGUCUGGGGAGCUCCCCUUCUACCAUGAAAGGACACAGCUAGAGUGUGCCAUCUGUGAGGAAGAAAACACUCACUAGGCACUAAAUCCUUGAUAUCGGACUUCCCAGCCUCCAAAACUGUGAGCAAUAAAUUUCUGUUAUCUAUAAAUUA
Messenger RNA from Homo sapiens (human), 5664 nucleotides. It is a transcript of the gene SESN1, whose product is annotated as sestrin 1. NCBI's taxonomy places the organism in Eukaryota, Metazoa, Chordata, Mammalia, Primates, Hominidae. Gene Ontology annotation, cellular component: cytoplasm; nucleus. The transcript is spliced from 10 exons. The record is from RefSeq and is marked reviewed. Bases 774 to 2429 code for a protein of 551 amino acids. Gene Ontology annotation, biological process: cellular response to glucose starvation; cellular response to amino acid starvation; cellular response to amino acid stimulus.